Priapulus caudatus is the source of this 2629-nucleotide messenger RNA. RefSeq names its product repulsive guidance molecule A-like. The record is from RefSeq and is a predicted model, not a curated record. Lineage: Eukaryota; Metazoa; Priapulida; Priapulimorpha; Priapulimorphida; Priapulidae. Gene Ontology annotation, biological process: BMP signaling pathway. Gene Ontology annotation, molecular function: coreceptor activity. The transcript has 3 exons. Bases 385 to 1653 code for a protein of 422 amino acids. Gene Ontology annotation, cellular component: plasma membrane.
GGUGUCGUCGGCGGGGUUACGGGCGCUGCGGUGGAUUACCGGCGGCACUAGGGGCGCACGCGAUCAUUCACACGUGCGCUACGACGAGCUGUUGAUCGCCGAUCGCCGAGCAUUUAAGCGGCUACUAACACAUGCGUGCGUGCGUGCGUGCGUGCGUGUAUGUGUAGCUCAUCUCUGGUGUUACGUGCGAUAGGGCGCGCGUGGCGGCUGAGGUACUGCGACCUCCGGUAAUAGCCGACAACUGGAUUUUUACGUCGCUAGCGAAAUCGUCAACGCGCAUUUUACGACGCGCCGAUGUGCGCGGCGAGCUUGCAGCAGACCGGCCCGGCAGGCGAACGCUCACAGCUAACCGCCGCGUAGAGUCGUGCCGCAUGGAAGCCGGUUAUGGGGCCAGUGCUGUAUAAUGUUCCCGGUCCCGGUCCUGGAUAUCAUCUCCUGUUGCUCAUCCUGCUCGCUACGACGUGCAGCUGCCUAGGCAAGAUGUCGUGUCGCGUCGACCAAUGCAGCCUGGCCUACGAGACAUCUAUGGACAGCGAGCGGGUACCGCGUGGGCCCAGCCUCAGCUACUGCCGCAUUCUGCAGACGUACGCCGAGUGCAUUCGCGCGACGGCGCGCGGUUGCCGUGGCAACAUGUACUACCACACGACGUCGACGCUCGUCGAAGCUUGGAACCUCGAGUACAACUGCUCGUACAUAGUCAUCAACGCGCCGCCAGAAGCGGUCGGCAGCGACGCUGACGACAGCCGGAGACAGCAGCAGCAUCAGCAGCGCGAGUCGUCCGUGUGCGACUACAGGCGUCUGAAGAAGCACAAGGGUCGCACGAACUACGCUUACUGCGGUCUGUUCGGAGACCCGCACCUGCAGACGUUCAGUGGCGAGCAGCAGACGUGUCGCGUGAAGGGGGCGUGGCCUCUGCUGGACAACUCUCAUCUCGCCGUGCAGGUGACAAAUGACGACGCGUUGCCCGGACUGAGGGCGACGGCAAUCACAAAGCUCACGGUGAUUGUCAAGCGACAUGGGGUCUGCGCGCAGGAGAAAACCUACCAGGCGCAGGUCGGCAGCGUUCCGAGCAGCUUCGUCGACGGUAGCCUCGCGAGCGGCGUCGACGGAGCCGUGACGGUGGAGACGCGCGCGCCAAACGCCUACGUCGUGAUUCGGCUGCGCUACGCCGCCAUUACGGUCGUCGUGCAGCGCGUCGGCAGCUACCUGACGUUCGCGAUGCGCAUGCCCGCCGACAUGCUCGCGCAGACGUCGCCGACCGCGCUCGACCUGUGCGUGAACGGAUGUCCGGCCGACGAGCGCAUACGGGCGUCGGCGGCGGUGCCCGCAGCAACAGCAGCAGCAGCCGGCGGCGGCGUGCUCUCGCGGGAAGAUGCGCUGGAGAUGUGCAAGCGCUAUCGGCUCACGGGCUUUUUCUUCGACUCGUGCGUGUUCGACCUGAUGGCGACCGGUGACGUGGACUUCGGCGCCGCCGCGCAGGUGGCGAUGAAGUCCGAGCGCAAACUGACGCCGCACCGGAAGCAGAAUGUUGAGGUGAAGGCCAACGCGACUGCAGCGCCGGAAGCGACCGCCGGGGCGCCGCCCCGAGGCAAUUGUGUGAACUUGCUUGCGGUCACGAUGUCCAUGAUCCUGCUAGCUAGAGGUCUGACGUGAGCCAUACGUCGCCUAAAAAUAUCAGCUGUUUUAGUGCUUAGAACUUGCGGGAGCGCCCGACAGUCUAAACAGAUCCGACGCUUACGCUCAUUCUAGCAUCACAAAGAGACCUCUAGAUUCUUCGUAUACCUAUGAAGUAACAUUAUAGUUGAUCCUACUUUGCACUGAACCUCUAUGACAACAUACUAGCAAUCCUAGCAUACCUACUUACGUCUACAUGCUGACAUAAUAAGUAGAUUUGACCAAGGACAUAUGUAGACUUUCCUAAUAUGGAUUAGCCCUAAUAUAUUACUUGUCUUACUUAUACAUGCAUGCCGCCAUCGGCGUGGUGAAUGAAUCUAACCAAUUUUAACCGAGCUUUCUAUGAUAAAAUGAAUCCAGUAAUUAUCAGAAUUACGUGGAAGAUCUAAAGGAAUGAGAAUUGCUUCCUGUUCUGUAAGGGCUUAUAUCUAUUGCGACCUUUUAUAUUAGUACACACGUUAGAACGAACUCCCUAUCUGAUAAAGACAUAUUUGGUGGUUCCCUUAUUCCCUUUGGUAUUAACUUAUACAGUAAAACCCACGUCUUUGUAACGAACAGCUAGCUCUUUAUAAAGUACAGAUGGGGGUUCACAUUAUAUUCAGAUUUGAUUGUAUAUAGGUUGCACAAAACAGCCCCAUAUAUGUCUAUUAGUGACAUGCCUGGUACGGAAAAACAAUGAUUCUUUGGGCUAAAUAAUAACGAAUUGGCUCAUGAACGUGUCGCUAUAUUUAACAUAAGUUUAAUUUCUUUAAAUAUAAUUCCUGGUAAACACAUAUGGUAGACCAAAAAUUACUGACGUCACCCUCAAUUUUUUGUCCGCACAACCCGUAACGAGAUUCACAUGUUUAACAGCUAACAACAAUAACACGUUGCUUCCUGACUUCCUGACGAAACUAUUAAAUCAGUUCCUAUGUUACUCAUUGAUUCAGUAAUGUGCAUGAGGCUCUCAUAAGUA